Messenger RNA from Bufo bufo (common toad), 1013 nucleotides. RefSeq names its product sodium channel modifier 1 (gene SCNM1). Bases 59 to 736 code for a protein of 225 amino acids. Gene Ontology annotation, biological process: RNA splicing. Gene Ontology annotation, cellular component: nucleus. The record is from RefSeq and is a predicted model, not a curated record. The transcript has 8 exons. NCBI's taxonomy places the organism in Eukaryota, Metazoa, Chordata, Amphibia, Anura, Bufonidae.
CUACACCUCCCAUGAUGCUUUGCGCGGCAGUACGUACGGUGGCCGGUUGGUGUUUAGGAUGUCGUUUAAACGGGACGGAGACGAUGGCAGCCAGCUGAACGUGUUGAAAAAAAGGAGGGUCGCCGACCUACUGGCCGGUUUCAUCCCCGAGGACGAGGCGCUGCUCCUUAAUAAUGGAAGGUACGCCUGCACCGUGUGUCACCACAGGCCGGUCUUCGAUACCAUCGAUAUGCUGUCCGUGCACCGGAGUGGAAGGAAGCACGUGGCCUAUAUGCAGAGAUUCUAUGGGAAGAAGGCGGCUCACAGGAACGAGGUCCAGAAGCGACAGCACGAGCUGUACGUCCGGGCAGAAGAGGCCGGGGAGAAGCCCCCAGCUCCGCUGCUGGAACAGACCAGGAAGAUUACCCAGAAUGCAUUGCUGAAGGCUGCCCCAUAUAACAGCUGCUGCACCAGAAGCAGGCCAGGAGAUGUGAGGAGGACGAUCAGUUCUAAGGUGGAGGAGCCGCCCCAAUCCUCGCCAUCUCCACAGAGCAGCAGUUCAGUAUAUACUCAGCCGGACCUGCACAAGACCCCACCCGAGACCUCCAGCCCUGAUCCAAGGAGCAGCUCCACAGGUGAACAUGCUGCUAUAACCUGGGUAUGUGCAGACAGUCUCAAUCCCAGAAAACCAGUAAAACUAAGAACAAGAUUCAGAAAGGUGAAGAUUCGAAUGACGACCCUGAGAGAAGGCGAGUAAUGGAGCACUAUUUGUCUCUGAGGAGCUCUGGGUGGAUUCCAGAUGGCACAGGGAAAUGGGUGAAAGAUGAAAAUGUGGAGUUUGAUUCUGAUGAGGAGGAACCUCCAGCAAUGCCACCACCAUGACACAAGGUCAGGGACAGAGAUGCAGAGCGCCCGGCUGGACCUCCGUCACUGGGAACCUCCUUAUCUAGUGCUGUACAACUCUUAACUUGCAGUUCAUCUCAUGGCCUGCUAGAGGGUGCUGUAUCUAUAAGAAUACUUUUCUGUAAGGUAAC